UAAAUUAAGUAAAUGAUGUAAUACACAGAACGGAUGCUGCUUCUGUUAGAUUGGAUAAUUCGUGCACAACUUUUAAAUAAUAACGAGAAUUUUCUUUACUGCAGAUGGCUUGUCCGUAUAACAUCACAAGCACUAAUUCUGAAGAAGUUACGUAUACCUCGCAUCUCAAGCUUGAUACCCUUCUUAGUUUAAACCAACCUUUGUCUGAUGCCCACGAUGAGUAUUGUUUUGUAACAACCCAUCAAGUUUACGAGUUAUGGUUUAGACAAAUCAUACGCGAAUUGGAUUCAAUCAGAGAAAUAUUACCUGUUUUGCACGUCGAAAAAGAAAAGCAGUUGCUAGCAAUUUCAAGACUUGAAAGAAUAAAAAAAAUAUGGAAGUUGCUGGUGGAGCAGUUUGAUAUUAUGGAAACAAUUACGCCGAUGGAUUUUGCAAGUUUUAGAGGCCACCUAAAGUCAUCCUCUGGUUUUCAAAGUUAUCAAUUCCGUAUAAUUGAAAACAAGUUUGGGGUUCGAGGGGAAAAUCGAAUUAGACACAACCAAGCCUCAUACAGCUCUGUGUUCAAAGACGAUCAACUUCAACUAGUCAAACAAUCCGAACAAGAUCUCUCUUGCUUUGAUUUGAUUGAGACAUGGUUGGAAAACUUGUGUUCGCUGAUUUCCAAUGCCUUCAAUUUUUGGCAAAUGUUUACAGAAAACUGUCGAAAAUGGCUCAGCGAAGAAAGAAAGUCAGCAGAGAAAGUGCAAAAUCCCAAUGGGAAAGAUGCUCUUUUGGAUCAGUGCUGUCAAAAUGAGACACAUUUUGAAGGUAUAUUAGAAGAAAGCAAAUACGAAAUUUUAAGGUCAAAAGGUAAUCGCUAUUUAUCAUGGAAAGCAUUACAAGGAGCUUUAAUGAUUUACUAUUAUCGCGAUGAGAUUAUCCUUCACGAGGCGUAUCAACUGAUUUCGUUAUUAAUGGAUAUUGACGAUCUGAUGAUCAAAUGGAGAUGUAGCCACAUAUUGCUGGUUCACCGCCAGUUGGGCUCAAAAACUGGUACAUAUGGCACAUCUGGAUAUCAAUACCUUCGAGCGACAUUUAGUGACAGAUACAAAGUCUUCCUGGAUUUUUUCAAUUUGUCAAGUUACUUAAUUCCAAGCGAAUAUAUUCCAAAGAUAGAUAAAGAAACUAGACGAAGCACCCUCGAAGCCUACAUGUCAAACUGAUGUGAACGAACGUUGAUGUCUUCUUAAUAAUCUUGACAAACCUUAUCUGAUUUAACUGUAGUGUUAAGAAACAAUAAAUCUGUGAAUUUUAAAUACUUUAAUGGCUUCAGGUAACAACAUUCAAAAUAUCCUAAUUUAUUUCAUCAAAGGUCUUGAUCCAAGGUGUAAUAACAUUGAUGGUAUUGAGAAGUCUAAAAGGAACUGAAAACCAGAGCAAAUAGUAAAGUGCCCACAGCAAAUAUGCCUUAAACUUUAAAUGCCGACAUAUUGACACUUUCAGAAUGAUAGAACAAACCAAUACAAGCACAGGUCUUAAAAGAAAUUUGGGACACAAGUUCAACAAUACAAAUAAUGACAUCAUACGCAUAGUCAGCAAAAUAGCAAAUUCUGGUCCUGGUAGUGCCAAAACUCUGGUCUGCAUUAUAUACACUUACUAGUAUGUGGUAGUAACGUAUGCCUAAUUAGGUGCGGAUAUUGCUUGACAAAUCUUUAUUCUAAAUUUUUAAGCCAAAAUGUUUUUUUUGCACCUAAAUAUCGUGUGCCACAGAGACUAUAUACGCGACUAGUUCUCUCAACUCUUAUGUGUGGAUUUGACCACAGGAAGAAGUUACCGAUAAACGCAGCAGAGUAUCACUCUCUAAUGGAGUAUUUAAUUGGUUAGUUUUGUGUGGCCUGGAAAGCCAUACCCCAAUUAUGGGAUAUGAGGUCACGUUUCCUUUAAUUACGAAAUGGAUUACGAACGAACAACAAACGAACACGGGAUGUUUUUAUUGAAAUAUUUUUAUCAAUCAGAGAGUUGUGAAUUACAAUAUCACUAAACAGGUGUAUAUGUCUGCAACAGUUCUUUGUAAAUGCAUUCCUAGAUAAAUUUUGGACAAGAUCACAGAGAAUAAAAAUCACCAGUUUUGUCAUUUACUUACAAUUAACAAUACGGAAAAAAUGAAUUUAAUAGUACUUUACUUUUUCUUUGACUUAAAAAUUUAUAAUAUCUUCCAGUUUAGCAAAUCUUUCAUUUUUCCUAUAGUUUUUUGAGUAUUCAACAAAAUGAUAAGACAAACCUCAGUUUCAAGCCUUGUUAGGAUCAAUAAAAUUAAGGUAAUAACGAACCAGUGAUAGGUGGCUUGUUUUUGUUACACACUCAGUCCAAGCAAGAUACGUAACCUAAUCCUACACUGCAUAAGGUGUUGGAAAUGUGAUACACAUUCGCAAAGAUUCUUCCGUCUUUGAUGGUAUGCUUUCACCAGGUCGAAACAGUUUAACUGGAUAGCAUGAUUUACCAGUCUCUUUAACAGUAGUCUAGACGAAUAAUAUAAUCUGUGACCCAUAACAUUAAUAUUAUAUGAUACUAGGGGUGAGGGUUGUUGAAACUGGGGUCUAACUUUUUU
Molecule: messenger RNA, 2587 nt
Organism: Hydractinia symbiolongicarpus
Lineage: Eukaryota; Metazoa; Cnidaria; Hydrozoa; Anthoathecata; Hydractiniidae
Product: tryptophan 2,3-dioxygenase-like
Exons: 15
Coding region: 105-1202 (365 amino acids)
Molecular function (GO): L-tryptophan 2,3-dioxygenase activity; metal ion binding; heme binding
Source: RefSeq, a predicted model, not a curated record